This is a messenger RNA of Telopea speciosissima, 736 nucleotides long. RefSeq lists its product as uncharacterized. The transcript is spliced from 4 exons. Bases 74 to 421 code for a protein of 115 amino acids. NCBI's taxonomy places the organism in Eukaryota, Viridiplantae, Streptophyta, Magnoliopsida, Proteales, Proteaceae. The record is from RefSeq and is a predicted model, not a curated record.
CCGAUUUAUUACAUCUUCUCUAUUUAUUGUAUAUUUUUUCAGGAGAAACAUAGCUGGGCAAGAAUUUGGGGGCAUGUACUGUGUCAUUCUCUGUGUAGAGUCAAUAGUUGUAUCUGCUGGAAUUCUCAGAAUAUUCGGUCAAAAGGUUGCAGAACUUCCUCUGGUAGCUACAAGUAGAGGAAACCGAGGAAAGGGUUAUUUCCAAGCAUUGUAUGCUUGUAUAGAGAGUUUGUUAUGUUCCUUAAAUGUGGAAAAUCUUGUACUACCUGCUGCUGAGGACGCCGAAUCAAUUUGGACUAAUAAAUUAGGCUUUAGAAAGAUGACUGAGGAGCAAUUAUUGAAGUAUACAAAGGAUUUCCAGGUGAUGAAUUUUCUGGGGACUUCAAUGUUAGAGAAGGAGGUUUCCCAAGUUACAGAUUGACUGCUUCACUUAUUAUCAUUUGGAGUUUCAGUCAUGUUUGGAAUUGGAUUUUGUUUUUUAUUUUUUAUUUUUAUUACGCUGCUUUUUUUUUGUUGGCUGCCAUUUUGUUUGUAGGCAGCACAAAUCAUUGUUUUGAGAAAUUGUUGUAAUGAAAGAACGAAUGAAAGAAAAAAGGGGGAGAAAAAGGAUAAAAAAAACUUAUGAGAAGAGAUGCUUGUACAUAAGCCGAGACCGGAGAAACCAAUAUCCGUGCAUGCAGACAUUUUAUCAUGCAUGCAUUCUAUGCCCUUUGGGAUUUAAUUGUUGUAUUGUCUU